AUGCAGUAUAGAGCGUUACUGGGGUAUGGGCUGUCUGCAGGAUUUGUGAUACCGAAAUCGAGGGGAGCAUGCGCAGGAGAUCUUCCGAAAUUAACUAUGUUCAGCAGUGCUCCGAAACAGAACACGCACUUAGAUGACUUGAUUAAAAAGGCUACGGAUGAAACGUUAACUUCUGAUAACUGGCAAUACAUCUUAGAUGUUUGCGAUAACAUACUGUCAAAUCCCGAAGACGCCACCAAGGACGCCAUCAAAUCGGUUUCUGCUAGGCUUGCCUUAAAAGAUGCUAAUGUGAUACUUCGUACACUUUCGUUGCUACUUGCCCUUGCAGAAAAUUGUGGUUCACGUAUGAAGCAAGAGAUUGCGUCGAAGUCAUUUUUAAAUGAAUCUAUAAUCAAACGCUUGGGCGAUAAGCGUCUCCACAGAACAGUUAAGGUGAGAAUUGUGGAGGUUGUUAAGCAGCUCAAGGACUCGUUUGAGGAUGAUCCGUCAUUGAGACCCAUAUCAGACGCCUAUAAGCUGAUAAAGCAUGAUUACCCACAAUAUGUUCAAUCGUCCCUGAGUUCGGGGCCAGUAAAACCAGCGAAACAAGAACGUACUAAACAACAGCGGCAACUGGAAGAAGAUGACCUUCAACGGGUAUUGAAGCUAUCGUUGCAAGAGUACGAACGUGAACAAACAAUCAAGAAAGCAUACCUCAAUGACAAGCCGCUUCCAUCUCCUAGCGAGCAACUAGGCCAGCAAAAUCUGCAAGAAGUGAAUGUUGCUCCAAAGAGUAAUGUGCAUGGUGAAUCCGAAUCUACUGCCACUCAGGGCCCCUCUACUAUCACCAAAGUACGUGCAUUAUAUGACUUGAUCUCUUACGAAGAGGACGAGUUAUCAUUUCGCAAGGGCGAUAUAAUUAAUGUUAUCGAAUCCGUUUACCGUGAUUGGUGGCGUGGCUCUCUCCUGAAUGGAAAGACUGGAAUCUUUCCUUUGAAUUACGUCACACCAAUUGUCCCCAAGACCCAAGCUCAGUUGGAAGAAGAGAGUGCCACUGAAAGAUCCUUACUUACUACGGAUUUGCGAAACGUGGACAGACUUUUAGCAUAUUUAUCCUCGAGUAAUAACGAGCUCGAUGAAGAUGAGAUUACCAAACUUUACAACUCAGUCAUUCCAUUGCGGCCAGUUCUUGGGAAAGUGAUCGACAAGUAUGCGAUACGAAAGGAAGAGUUGCUUGCUUUGAAUAACCAGCUAAAAACCAACGUUGCCUACUACAACGAGCUUAUGGACAAUCUGAUACAGGUCCGAGCCGCAUCACAGGUUCCGUCUAAUGCAUAUCAGCGGGCUCCAUAUCCUUCCCAUCUGACCGGACAACCAAAUAGUCCGCCACAGCUUCAAGACCCUAGGUAUAGUGAACGUUUACUGCAACAGCCUACGAGCAGUGGCUUUGGAAACGCCGAAUCAGACCCAAGGUUUUCUAAUACUUACCAGCGACCUGCAUAUGAUGGUAACGUAUAUCCCCAGGCUCAAUACGUUCUGCCUCAUCCUUCUGGUAAUGCAAGAAGAAUUUCUAGGGGUCAGCUUCUGAAUAUAGAGUCAUUUCCCGAGGUUCACAAUAUAUAA
Molecule: messenger RNA, 1602 nt
Organism: Meyerozyma guilliermondii ATCC 6260
Lineage: Eukaryota; Fungi; Ascomycota; Pichiomycetes; Serinales; Debaryomycetaceae
Gene: HSE1
Product: ESCRT-0 subunit protein
Exons: 1
Coding region: 1-1602 (533 amino acids)
Biological process (GO): protein transport to vacuole involved in ubiquitin-dependent protein catabolic process via the multivesicular body sorting pathway
Cellular component (GO): ESCRT-0 complex
Molecular function (GO): phosphatidylinositol binding; ubiquitin binding
Source: RefSeq, a predicted model, not a curated record